Messenger RNA from Molossus molossus (Pallas's mastiff bat), 3178 nucleotides. It is a transcript of the gene PRKAA1, whose product is annotated as protein kinase AMP-activated catalytic subunit alpha 1. NCBI's taxonomy places the organism in Eukaryota, Metazoa, Chordata, Mammalia, Chiroptera, Molossidae. Gene Ontology annotation, cellular component: cytoplasm. The coding region runs from base 464 to 1840 and encodes 458 amino acids. The transcript is spliced from 10 exons. Gene Ontology annotation, molecular function: ATP binding; AMP-activated protein kinase activity. Gene Ontology annotation, biological process: protein phosphorylation; intracellular signal transduction. The record is from RefSeq and is a predicted model, not a curated record.
AGAACCCUUCCUUCUCUUGCCCUUUCUGAGUCAUAGAACUGGAAAAUUGCUGUGUAGCCCACAGGGAAGCAACUGCCUAAACCUUCUUAUGAAAAUCAGCAAGGCCAACAAUUUGGCAAACACGAAUUGACUGGGCAUAAAGUUGCUGUGAAGAUACUCAAUCGACAGAAGAUUCGAAGCCUUGAUGUGGUAGGAAAAAUCCGCAGAGAAAUUCAGAACCUCAAGCUUUUCAGGCAUCCUCAUAUUAUUAAACUUUCCUUCAUUGCCACCACCUGGUCCGAGCUCCCUUCAUCUCGCUCAUGGAUUGUUGCAGUAGCUCCUGCAUCCACCUUUCUGUCUGCGGUCAGUUCUUCAUGUUGCUGCCACAGUUAACGUCUGAAGAGGCCAGAUCACAUGACUACUUUGCUUGAAACCUUCAUCUGUCUUAGAGUACCAGGUCAUCAGUACACCAUCUGAUAUUUUCAUGGUGAUGGAAUAUGUCUCAGGAGGAGAGCUAUUUGAUUAUAUCUGUAAAAAUGGAAGGCUGGAUGAGAAGGAAAGUCGCCGUCUGUUCCAGCAGAUCCUUUCCGGGGUGGAUUACUGUCACCGGCACAUGGUGGUCCACAGGGACCUGAAACCUGAGAACGUCCUGCUCGACGCACACAUGAACGCCAAGAUAGCUGACUUCGGUCUUUCAAACAUGAUGUCAGAUGGUGAAUUUUUAAGAACAAGUUGUGGCUCGCCCAACUAUGCUGCACCAGAAGUAAUUUCAGGAAGACUGUAUGCAGGUCCAGAGGUAGACAUAUGGAGCAGUGGGGUUAUUCUCUACGCUUUAUUAUGUGGGACCCUUCCCUUUGAUGACGACCACGUGCCAACCCUUUUUAAGAAGAUAUGUGAUGGAAUCUUUUAUACCCCUCAGUAUCUAAACCCUUCUGUGAUUAGCCUAUUGAAGCACAUGCUGCAGGUGGAUCCCAUGAAGAGGGCCGCAAUCAAGGACAUCAGGGAGCACGAAUGGUUCAAACAGGAUCUGCCAAAAUAUCUCUUUCCUGAGGAUCCAUCAUACAGUUCAACCAUGAUUGAUGAUGAAGCCUUAAAAGAAGUAUGUGAAAAAUUUGAGUGCUCAGAAGAGGAGGUUCUCAGCUGCCUUUACAACAGAAAUCACCAGGACCCUUUGGCGGUGGCCUACCACCUCAUCAUAGAUAACAGGAGAAUAAUGAAUGAGGCCAAAGAUUUUUACUUGGCGACAAGCCCACCUGAUUCCUUCCUCGAUGAUCACCAUUUGACUCGGCCCCACCCUGAAAGGGUGCCCUUCUUGGUUGCUGAAACGCCAAGGGCUCGUCAUACCCUCGAUGAAUUAAAUCCACAGAAAUCCAAACACCAAGGUGUAAGGAAAGCAAAAUGGCAUUUGGGAAUCAGAAGUCAAAGUCGACCAAAUGAUAUCAUGGCAGAAGUUUGUAGAGCAAUUAAACAACUGGACUAUGAAUGGAAGGUUGUAAACCCAUAUUAUUUGCGUGUUCGAAGGAAGAAUCCUGUGACAAGUACAUACUCCAAAAUGAGUCUACAGUUAUACCAAGUGGAUAGUAGAACGUAUUUAUUGGAUUUCCGAAGUCUUGAUGAUGAAAUUACUGAAGCCAAAUCAGGGACUGCUACACCACAGAGAUCGGGAUCAGUUAGCAACUAUCGAUCUUGCCAAAGGAAUGAUUCAGAUGCUGAGGCUCAAGGAAAAUCCUCAGAAGCUUCUCUUACCUCAUCUGUGACCUCACUUGACUCUUCUCCUGUUGACUUAACUCCAAGACCCGGAAGUCACACAAUAGAAUUUUUUGAGAUGUGUGCGAAUCUAAUUAAAAUUCUUGCACAGUAAACCUAAAACUUUGCUUAUUUCUUUGAUAGCAAUAAGCAUGCAUAAUAAAUCAUAGCCAAAUGCUUCCAUUUAUAUUCAAGUUAUACAUAAUUAUAACUGAGGAUUGGCCUUUUGGAAUGCAUUUUGCACAGGAAUUUGAACAUGAUUAAUAGUUAAAAACCUAAUGUGCAAAAAUGAAUUAAGAUAAUUUUAUUCACUGUUCAGUAGGCAUAUAGCACCAUAUAAUAUACACAAUGAAUUAUAGGUCUCUCAGGCUCACUUGAUUUUUGGCUAUUUUAUAUUUAGUGUACACAGGGCUUUGUAGAAUAUUAAUUUACCAUAAAGGCCUUCAUAUAUUAUUACAUGUUAUGUUAUAUAUUUGCUUCAUAAAGUUAUUCAAUAAAUAUUUGCCUAGAAUCCUCAGAGAACUUUAUAGGUGGUUUUGUUUUCUGGGCUCUUUAACUUCUUAAGUAGCAAGUAUCUUCCAACAGUAGGGACAUCUGGGUGACUCUUCCAUAUCCCCCCAGUAUUCUGUAGUAUAUGGUAAGUCACGUCAAAGAUACUAGACACAUGAAAGUUCGGUUAGGUCCAAAAAACACACAACCAACAUAUUCAGAUAUUCUAGGUACUGAGUUUAAUCUUAACAGUUUGUCCCAUAAUAUCCUGUACAUUCAUUGCUCUUUUUGUCACAAGAGCUGAGUGGCACAUACUGUAAAUAAAUCACGUUGUUUUUGCCAAUCUCACCAAUUCCUCUGCUCCUCGUGUCAGUCAGUAUUGUGUAUGCAAACACUUCUUGCCAUUCGAUCAUGUUAUCUUUUAAAUUGACUCACUGCACAGAAAGAACAUCUCUUAAAACUAAAUGUUCAGAUGUGACUUUUCCUCCCAGUUUUAUCAUAAACCCUUACACAUGUGUAUCUACCACUUGAACUAAACACUUGUUAACAUGUUGCCAUAUUUACUCCAUGUCUAACUGUGUAUAUAGAUGUAGUUAUUCAUACAUAUGUGUAUAUAUGUUCUUCUCUGAGCCAUUUGGAUGUUGCAGACAUACUCAUUGCUCCUCAACACUUCAAGCAUGUUCUAAAAAUAAUUAUUUUUAAGAAUAAUAUUGUCCUUAAAAACCAUAAUCUUCUUAUAAAAGUAAUUCCCUAAUGUCAUCUAAUCAUGCAUAUUUAGAUUUCACCAGUUGUCCUCCAGAUUUCUUUUAUAGCUGGUUCUUUUUUUUUUUAAUCUGGCAAUGUCGUCUUAGUCAGGUAUGCCAUUAUUAUUUCAAUAAAAUAUGGAACAAAUUGGAUAAUUCUAAAUGGUCACUUUUUUGUUUUUAAUCCUCACCCGAGGGAAUUUUUCCAUUGAUUUUUGACA